Messenger RNA from Mauremys reevesii (Reeves's turtle), 2953 nucleotides. RefSeq names its product aph-1 homolog A, gamma-secretase subunit (gene APH1A). Gene Ontology annotation, cellular component: gamma-secretase complex; endoplasmic reticulum; membrane. Gene Ontology annotation, molecular function: protein-macromolecule adaptor activity. The transcript has 7 exons. Bases 646 to 1398 code for a protein of 250 amino acids. The record is from RefSeq and is a predicted model, not a curated record. Lineage: Eukaryota; Metazoa; Chordata; Testudines; Geoemydidae. Gene Ontology annotation, biological process: Notch receptor processing; Notch signaling pathway; protein processing.
CACUAGGGCUGGGUACUGGGGGUGGAGCUGGGGGCUCCCCCAUGGAAGUCACGCUAGGGCUGGGUGAAUCAAGGGGGGAUCCUUGGUGAGGAGGUGCAGGGAACACCCUCCCCUCCUCGCACAUGCAUGAUCCACCUGGUGGUGGGGUGGGUUCAUACUGGGCAUCCCCUCUGGGGCAGGGGCUGGACUUGUCUGGGGUCCUAGUCAGGGUGUGUGUUGAGGUGGCGGUGCUAGAGACCCCUGUUGGGGAGCUGGGUCCCCAGGAGCUGGAGGGGGAACCCUUGGAUGAUCAUACUGGCAGCUGGGGGUGGGGACUCAUUGGGAUGUGGGGUUGCUAGGGACCCCAUCAGGUUGAUCGUCACAUGGGGGAGGUCUGGGGUGAGAUGAAGGUUGCCCCUGUCUCUGGGUGACAGACCUGGGCUCGGCUGAGUCUCCCCCAUUCCAGGCAGAGUGAGACUUUAACUUUCUAGCACUGUUUGGAAAGUGGAAAACUAACCCUGCAUUUCCUGGCUUCUCACCUUUUGUUUUCUGUCUUUCGGACGUAACUCUGAACAUUCUUGGGAGGAUUAAGUUGCCCCCUGCGUCUCCUGGUUUCCCAGCAAUUGAGUUCCCGGACUUCAACUCUCGUGUUCCAGAAAGGACACAAUGGCCACAUGGCUGCAGUCUUAUCUGCACCUGAGCCAUGUAAUCUAUGUACCAACGGUACAGGCUGGGGCGUUUUUCUGGCUAGUUUCCCUGCUGCUGGCCUCUUUGAUCUGGUUCAUUUCAGUGCAGCUCAGCAAUCGGGAGGACUCCAGGCUGCAGUACGGCCUCCUGGUCUUUGGGGCUGCGGUGUCAGUGCUGCUGCAGGAGGCGUUUCGAUUUGCCUACUUCAAGCUACUCAAGAAAGCCGACGAAGGCUUGGCCACGCUCAGUGAGGAUGGGCAGUCUCCCAUCUCCCUCAAGCAGAUGGCCUAUGUAUCGGGGCUGUCCUUCGGGAUCAUCAGUGGGGUCUUCUCGGUCAUUAACAUCCUGGCGGACUCCAUAGGGCCGGGCAUCGUAGGGAUCCACGGGGAUUCGCCUUAUUACUUCAUCACGUCAGCAUUCCUGACCAUGGCCGUCGUUUUCCUACACACGUUCUGGGGGGUGAUCUUCUUUGACGCCUGCGAGAGGCGGCGGUAUUGGUCCCUGGCACUGGUGGUGGCCAGUCACCUCGUCACAUCGGGGUUGACGUUCCUGAAUCCCUGGUACCAGGCCAGCCUCAUCCCCAUUUACAUCAUCACCAUCUCCAUGGGCGUCUGGGCCUUCUUCACGGCCGGAGGCUCCUUGCGCAGCGUCCUCGCCUGCCUCUCCUGUAAACAGGAGGAAGACAACCGAGUGAUGGUGUACUCUGCGCUGCAGGUCCCCGUCGAGGACUGAGCGCCUCCUCAGGCCGCCACCUGCCUGCCAGAGACAGCCAGGAAAGACCAAUACCCCAAGUGCCCUGUUCUCUGCAGCUGGGAGCAGCCUGGGACACCCCCUCCCCGUGGCAGGAGCUGGGGCAUGGGACUCUGAGCCUGUCAGCUCGCCCUGCUCAUGGGGCUGGGCCGCUGCGCUGGUGGAGACGUGGCUGGGAUUGCGAGGCUGGGUCCUGUGAGGCCCUGGCGGUCUCUGUUCUGUGGAUUCAGGGGCCUGAGGCACCGCCGGACUUUCUUUCCCUCCUGUCAGCUGCAAAGGACUGAAGCUCUGAUCGGGCCUCUUGGACUGAAACCUGCCCAGAAUCGGGCUCAUGGCGGGUCUUGCAAACUCCGGUGCCCCCUCCCCGUACGAACGCGCUGCCCGUUUUGGAGGCGAAUUGUCCCGCAGCUCCUCUGUCUGGCUGGGGCUACAGCAGAGGAUGCUGGAAAGUCCUGUCCGGUGGCACUGACGCCUGCCGCUUUUUAAAUGGUCUUUGAUUGGCAUCUAUUUCUCUGUAUCUCUGCUGAUACCGUAAGGUCUGGGUUAGCGCCUCGGUUGGCGGAGCAGGGAGCCUGUCUGGCUGUCUGCCCCCUGCCCUGGGGCCACGAAGGAGCCUCUGAACUCUGAGCCUUGCCCCAGGGUUUGUGGUAGUGAGGACAGCUGUGGCUUUUCUGUGUUUGCCGCGGUGCCAGUGUGACCGGCUCAGCUGGGAACUCACCCGCCGGCAAAGGGCCUGUUUUGGGGAGGGCUCGGCUGGAACAGAACUCUAAAAGGAUGGGGUUUGCCUUCCCCUUGAGGUGCAACCAACCCUGCUAACAUCCGUUAGCAGCUGGCUGAGGGCGCCCCCUGCAGGGUUAGUGAGCCCAAGAUCCCUGGGUGAUGGUCUAGAAACUCUACAGCAUUCUGGCCUUGGGCUCCUCCCCAGCAACGCGCGCAUGUGUCUCAGCCUGAGGGACCUGCCCCAUUGCAGGCUGAGCUCCCAGCUACGCCUAGGAAGCAUCUGGGGAAAAGGUAGGCAUGCAUCCUGUGUUGCUCCCAGGCACCCCGUACUGGGAGGUCAUGCAGCAGCCAUGGGGGGUGCGGCGUGCAAGUCAUGCCCCAGAAUGGAGGGGAAGGAUCUGAUUUAGGGUGCGCUGCUGCAGAACGGCUUGCAGGAUUGCUGGCUCUGCAAGGGCUAAUCUGCGGUAGCAGGCACUGCCCAGCUAUCAGCAAUGCCACACGGCAGCUCGUCUCCAGAAAACCAGAUGCUUCCGGUGCUGUGGAAGAAGGCCGAGCGGUGCUGCUUUGUUCAGGGGCUAAAGGGGUUGCCUCGCAAACCUCAUCCCGGAGACUCCCUGAGGGUGGAGAGCAGCUACAGGCCGGUCGCUGUCUGCUACAAGAAGGUGAAAAUCUCUGUGUGUGUUUGUUUUUCCCCUAAGUUUGGGAGAAGAUUCACUACAUGUCUGUAAAAUUGGGAUUUUUUUAAAAUAUUUUUUUGAUUCAGAGUAAAAUCCUUUUAAUAGAUGCUGUGAUGACUAAUAAAGCCUUUUGUAAUGGG